Messenger RNA from Triticum urartu, 2785 nucleotides. Its product is annotated as protein FLX-like 3. Lineage: Eukaryota; Viridiplantae; Streptophyta; Magnoliopsida; Poales; Poaceae. The record is from RefSeq and is a predicted model, not a curated record.
CAAUCUGUUGCUCUGACCUACCAGAGCCCCAAUCCCGGCUCAUUAAAAAUCUUCUCUAGUCUACUGCGCUACGCCAGCUGCUGCCGAGCGUCGUCGCCGACGCCUCACGGCCCAAACCCUAACCCACCUCUCACGCGCGUCGCCGCCACCAUCGCCGUUCCCAUUCCACCUCGUCACGUCCCUGCCGUAUUCACCCCGUCCGAAACCUUGGACAUUGGUUUCUGAAGGCCACCAGGUUACCUAGAAUCAUCAUGUCAGGAAGAGAUCGCCUGCCGCGCCGUUUUGUCGAAGAUGGAAGGGGCUAUGUUGACGCCCGUGUGGCUGAGGAUCGCAGGGGUCAUCAUCCUGGUAUCCGAGUGGUUGAUGAUCGUAGGGGCCAUCACGAGAUCCGUGUAGUCGAAGAUCGCAGAGCCUAUCCUGCAGUUCGUGUGAUUGAGGAUCGUAGAGCCUACCCUGAGAUUCACGAAAGGCCGCUCAUGAGGGUGGCUCCUCGCUCUCACCUGGAUGUCCUAGAGGAAGAAAUUCAGUUGCACGAGAUUGAUUUCCGCAGGCUUAUGGCUGAUCGUCAUGCUCUAGCUGAGGAACGGAUGGAGUUGCACAGGGAGUUGCAAGCCGGAAAGGAGGAGGUCCGUCACCUUAACAUGAUCAUCGCAGAGAUUAAUGCCAAGAAGGAAGCUUAUAUCAGCGAGCUCGUUGACAAGAGAAGGAAGCUUGAAGCUGAACUUAGAUCAAAUGAGCCUUUGAGAGAUGAGGUUGUGCAUCUUCGUGGUGAAAUCGAGAAGCUCCUUGCUGUUAGGAAAGAACUCUCUGCAAAGGCUGCAUCACUCAUGCAGGAGCUGAGUAGGGAGAGAUCUGAUAAACAACAGUUACCUAUGCUGAAAGCAGAGAUUGAGGGCCUUCAACUGGAACUUACCCAUGCAAGGAAUGCAUGUGAAUUGGAGCAGAAGGGGAAUUUCGAGUUGGUGGAACAAAGGAAAGCAAUGGAGAAGAGUAUGAUUUCGAUGGCACAAGAAAUUCAACAAAUGCGGGCCGAAUUAGCUAAUUUUGAUGGCAGACCAUGGGGCACAGGUGGAGCACAUGGGAUGAAGCUGGGCAGUCCUGAAGCGACCUUCCCUACUCAAUAUGGAGAUAAAUACAAUAUACAUGCGGGAGUUUCUGAGAAAGGUCCUUCGCACCCUCCUGAAUCUUCGUGGGGCACAUUUGAGAAGAACCGUUUCCAGUACCGCUAAGACCCCAGCUGCUACAUUCCGGGGAGAAAGAAUCACCUCUAGGUUGAAUCCUCAGUUGGUCUUUUCCUCUGAUGACAGAAGAUGUAUUUGUUCAUGUGAAGGAGCCGUCACUGCCAGAAAACAGUAAUAAAUAUGGUAACGGGGAUAACUGUUGCCUUUCUGACGCUGAAGGUUCUAUGCCAGUUAACUGAUACAUCUAGAGAUGCGCUCUUCUAAAACAUCAUAUUUUCUAGACAUCCCUGAAAAGAGAUCAAGAUGGAUUAUCAUACCAGUUGGAGAUAUGGGAAAUGGUUAAAUCAGUCAAGAGUGCCCUAGCAACACUUGGAAGGUCUUGAAUGUGGGCGUGUGGGCGUGUGGGCGAUUGGGUUCAUUUGCAGGCAUUAAGUUUUGUUGUGGUUUUGGGGGAAGAGUGAACUUGUGCCAUAGAAGUUUCUGGUUGUCUGGAAGCCCCUGUUCUGUGUCACUGUCGUGAUAAUUUCCUUUCUCCAUAGGGAAGUUGAAAAGAGAUUCUGCUACAAAUUGUAUAGCAGUGAAGCCCCUGUUGGUGGAUUGAACUGUGCCUGGCCAUGAUGCUUCCAGUUGCUGCAUUUGGAUGUAGUCACCAGUUUGUCCAGCAGUGAAGCGCAAGUCAGCAUAGCUGUCUGAUGCUUAAGAUGUCAGGAAUAAAAUAAGUUGCUCCCUACAUGCGCUGGAGGCAAUGAAGACACGAUUUCAGAAGAGAGGUGCAUAUUACACCCCCCAACUCUAGCCCUAGUCUAAUAUACACCCCUCAACUUCAAUACCGUCUAAAAUACACCCCCAACUCUCAAAACCGGCUAGAAUUCAACUCUCCCUCCCUGUUGACCGGUUUUGACCCAGUUUGACCGGUUUUGAUUGAGUGAACAGUAAAAAAUAAAAAAUUAAAAACAAAAAAAAUAAAAUUCAAAAAGUUCCAAGUUUUUGCACCGCGUGAACAGUAAAUUCAAAAAAAAUAACCUUUUCAGCAUGUUUGGAUACCUGAGUAAAUUUGAGAUGUCCGUAAAUUCGAAAAAUAUUCAAAAUUUUCAACAUGAUGAACAGUAAUUCGGGAAAAAAAUCCAAAAAAAAUCACCACGCGCUCACACAUAAUUCAUGCAAAAAAGGGUUUUAAAAGAAAACCGAUUUUACUAUUCACCAAGCUGAAAUUUUGAAAAAAAAUUUGAAUUUACGGACAUCUCGAAUUUACUCAGGUGUCCAAACAUGCUGAAAAGGUGAUUUUUUUUAAUUUACUGUUCACGUGGUGAAAAAAACUUGAACAUUUUUGAAAUUUUUCAAAAAAAUAUUUAUAGUUUUUAAAAUUUUAUUUUUACUGUUCACUCAGUCAAAACCGGUUAAACUGGGUCAAAACCGGUCAACAGGAAAGGGAGGGUUGAAUUAUGGCCAGUUUUGAGAGUUGGGGAGUGUAUAUUAGAUGAUAUUGAAGUUGGAGGUGUAUAUUAGACUAGGGCUAGAGUUGGGGGGUGUCAUAUGCACUUCUCUCAUUUCAGAAUCCCCCAAGGACUCACGUUAUGCUGUUUUGAUGAUCAUGUUGUUGGUAA